AUGGAUGUCACGGCGCCGAACACUGUCGUCGGGGCACUUGACAGAAAGGCGCUAUAUUUGCUUUUGGUACAGCACUUCUCUAACUCCUGGGGCUCCCGGACAGCUGAAUUUGCCUUGUAUCUCUUCCUCGUCACCCUGUUCCCCGACACAUUGCUACCCGCCUCCAUCUUCGGAUUCCUCACGACCGGGACCGCUAUCGUUCUCUCGGGAUGGGCAGGGCACCAAGUUGACACAAGGAACAAUUUGAAGCUAGUGCGCACAUGCAUCGUUGUCAUUAAGCUCUCUGCUUGUGGAGCGUACGCAGGGUCGCUUGUCUUGCUGUAUCACCCGAGGUGGGGGCUCGAGAAUGAUCUGCGCACGCCGCUUGCAGCAGGUAUGUUUGCUGUCGUGAUUAUCUGUGGCUGCAUACAAAAUCUGGCUGGGGUGACCAUCUCCGUGGCCAUUGAGCGGGACUGGGUCACUGUCAUUGCCGAUGGUUCGUCUGCUCACCUAACGACCAUCAAUACCUACAUGCGACGUAUCGAUCUGCUGUGCAAGCUACUCGCACCGCUCUUCGUGUCUCUUCUGACAACUGCUGCAUCUUAUACGUUCGCUGCAUACUUCCUUUGCGGAGUAGAGAUAGUAUGUAUGAUAUUUGAGCUAGUCUGGAUUUCCAUCGUCUAUAGCCGCUUCCCAAUGCUCAAGGCCGCGCAGGCCGCGAAGACAGCAGCGAGACAGGAGAAUCGUCCCCCUCGUCGCGGAGACAGAAUACCCGCUUUGAUGAAUACAAUCGAACUCCACAUGAAGAACAGCCUUUCAGACUGGAAGGAAUUUUUCCACCAUCCCAUCUUCCUCUCGUCGCUCGCUAUCUCGUGUCUUUACUUCACUGUCCUGAGCUUCGACGGUACGAUGCUCAGCUACCUCAAGGCGGAAACGUACAGUGACCCCUUCAUCGCCGGCAUGCGUGGCCUGAAUGUUGUCGCGGGGCUUCUUGGGACGCUGACCAUGCCGGUCUUGGAGCGCAAGCUGGGUCUUAUUCGCGCAGGCCACUGGAGCAUCUGGUGGGAGGCAAUAUUUCUGGUUCCAGUUGUGAUUUCUUUUUACGUUGGUACCCCUCCUAUCAACGAGCGGGCGCCUGCCUGGAAUGCUGCUCUGCUCUUCGGAGGAAUGAUGCUGUCAAGAAUAGGUCUUUGGGCGUUUGACCUGUGCCAGCUCAAGGAGUUGCAACUGGCCCUGUCCACUCAUCCUCGCCGAAACGCUAUCUCGGCGCUCCAGUAUUCUCUGCAGAACGUUGCAGAUCUGCUCAAAUACGUCCUGACUAUGAUCUUGUCGCGGCCCUCGCAGUUCAAGAUCGCUGCAUUGGCGUCUUUCGUGAGCGUUGUUGCGGGCGCACUGACGUAUCUGGCCUACGUUCGAAGGGAGCGUGGCCACAUUUUGCACCACGGCUUGGAGGACUUGAUCCCCUUGCUCAAGAGGAAGUCGCGAUGA
This is a messenger RNA of Postia placenta MAD-698-R-SB12, 1467 nucleotides long. RefSeq lists its product as hypothetical. Gene Ontology annotation, biological process: iron ion transmembrane transport. Gene Ontology annotation, cellular component: membrane. Gene Ontology annotation, molecular function: iron ion transmembrane transporter activity. The record is from RefSeq and is a predicted model, not a curated record. The transcript is spliced from 7 exons. NCBI's taxonomy places the organism in Eukaryota, Fungi, Basidiomycota, Agaricomycetes, Polyporales, Adustoporiaceae. Bases 1 to 1467 code for a protein of 488 amino acids.